Molecule: messenger RNA, 2366 nt
Organism: Archocentrus centrarchus (flier cichlid)
Lineage: Eukaryota; Metazoa; Chordata; Actinopteri; Cichliformes; Cichlidae
Gene: angptl6
Product: angiopoietin-like 6
Exons: 8
Coding region: 186-1754 (522 amino acids)
Biological process (GO): blood coagulation
Source: RefSeq, a predicted model, not a curated record
CUCUUGGAGAGUCUGAGACAGACACUCUGGAGAUAAAGUAGCGGUAGUGUAGCUAGUUAUCAUUCUGUUUGUUCUCUACCUUCAGCUUCAGUUCAACAUUUAAAGAAGAUCACAGGCAACUUUUAAUUAAGAGGACAGUUUUUAAUAUCACUGUUAUUAUGUUAACAUUUGAUUCCUGAUUUUAUAUGUUUUCAUCCUGGGAGCUGCUGGAGCACAACAAACACAUCCAAAACACUUUUUUUUUUUUCUCCAGCUGCCGCAGGUGUCCUCAGGACUGUAACAGAUUCAUGGAGAAGGCACUGGCAGUGGUUCUGCCUCUUUUCCUUACACUUUGUGUGAAGAUGCCAGAAGCUGGUGGACAGAAGGAGGGAGUCCAUGCUGACAACAAAAGUUCACAGCGUUCUUCGGAAACAAAAACAGGCCGGUGCUCUUACACCUUCAUAGUGCCUCAGCAAAAACUGACAGGGGCGCUGUGUCUGAACACACAGUCUGCUCCCACCAACCAUUCAGAAGUGGCAGCAUUGUGGGCAGAGCUCAAACAGCAGCAGGAAGUGAUGGAGAAGCUAAGAAGCCAGCUGGAAAAGGAAGGGGCCCUUGCCAUGGAAGUAAGGGCCUUGCGCAAAGAGAGCAGCAACAUGAAUUCUCGCAUCACUCAGCUUUAUGCUCAGCUGUUACAUGAAGUCAUACAAAAGAAAGACCAGGCUUUGGAGCAGCAAAGGGUGGAGAGCCUUCUGCUAAAUGCUACAGCACAGGCACUGCAGGUGUCCAGUAAUUACAGGGAGCUGGAGAAGAAAUAUGGAGCCCUCACCUCUAUGAUGAGUUCCCACAAUCAAUUUAUUGCCCGUUUGGAGAGGAAAUGCCAGUGCAGAGACUCCACCCAGUCCUCUCAGUCUGAACAGGUGACCGAACCACCCAAAAGCCAGUCUAAUGCGCAUCCUAAUUACAGCUCUGAAACCAACGAAAUGACCAAUGAUGUCCAAAGGGACCAAAGUGCUCCUCCACUACAGCAAACCCAAACAGGGGGAGUUCCUUCAAGUCCCCCCACUGCCACCAGCACUCCUACAAACCCUUCCUUCUUCAGCUUCCCUGUUACGAAAACUCCAGGGCCAUGGCGGGACUGUCAGCAUGUGUUGGAAUCAGGUGAAACUACCAGUGGGAUCUACUUGCUCAGGCCGCAGAGUACCAACCGACUCCUGCAGGCCUGGUGUGAGCAGAGUCAAGCUCAGGGAGGGUGGACGGUUAUCCAGAGGAGACAGGAUGGAUCGGUCAACUUCUUCAGGAACUGGGAGCAGUAUAAGCAAGGCUUUGGGAACCUAGAUGGAGAGUAUUGGCUUGGUCUGGAACACUUAUACUGGUUGACCAAACAGGCCCAGUAUAAGUUGCGGGUGGCCCUGGAGGACUGGCGUGGUCGGCAGGUGUUUGCUGAGUAUGACAGCUUCUACGUGGAACCAGAGAGCGACUGGUACCGACUGCGGUUGGGACAGUAUCACGGCAAUGCAGGGGACUCCCUCUCCUGGCACAACAACAAGGCCUUCACCACUUUGGAUUUAGACAAGGACGGCUAUGGAGGUAACUGUGCUCAUUAUCAGAAAGGAGGCUGGUGGUAUCACAUGUGUGCCCACUCCAAUCUGAAUGGUGUUUGGUAUCGGGGUGGACACUAUCGAAGCCGCUACCAGGAUGGCGUCUACUGGGCAGAGUUCCAUGGCGGGUCCUACUCCCUUAAACGAGUUUCCAUGAUGAUCAAACCCACAUAACAAAGUUACACUAUGGACACGUGCAAACAUGAUGUGGAUGAUUCUUACGUAUGUGUAGAGCGAAUAAAACAAACUUUGUCUGUGUCUCUGUAUUUAAUAAAAACAUUAUUUUCAAAUGAGCCCAGUCUGUGACAUGCAGGAACUGUGAUUAAUGGGAUGAUGACGAAAAUGAACUAAGAUGACAAAUUGGCUCUUGCAAUUUUCUGACAGAAUUUGUAUUGCACAAAAUACAGGAAGAAGGGGGAACUCUGAACUACACUGCUCCAAAAAAGGGCUGGCUGUAGUUGUGGUUUUGUAUUUCAGGUUUUACAGACAGUUUCCUGUACACAAGGGCGUUGAAUUUCCUCUAUACUUUUUUUUUUUGCCUGUGCAACUGUCAGGCUGUCAGGAGGUCAUCAUAAGUACGUCCUGCGCCAACUUGAUAUUCAUCUAACCCGGGUCUUGAAGCUUGACAUCCUCUAGACGAUCCUGAACCUCAUUCCUCCUAAAUGCUGGGCAAACAUGGGGCCUGUCAGAAUGCUGAGCUUCCUCAUGCUCAUCUUUUCACUGUGUGAGAAUCCAGAAGUUGUUCUUUCUGCACAGCAUGUAAAUGUGAUGGGAGAAGAAACACAG